UGGAAUGAUCAUCAUGUACUUGAAUUUGGCUCAGGAACACAUAGCUUUUUCACUUUCCAAAUUCAUUGUAGCAAACAUAGGCAUAGAUAGCUAAGUAUUGGUGCCAUGGGGGAAAUUCAGAAGGAGCACAUGGAUUAUGUGUUGGUGGCAUUGGGACUGUUGGUGUUCCUGAUAUACCAUGUCUGGCUUCUCUACACUAUACUCCGCAACCCUCUUCGAACUGUUAUUGGCCUAAAUGCCGAGUCUCGUCAUCAGUGGGUUCAUUCCAUGAUGAGUGAUCCCUUGAAGAAUGGGGUUUUGGCGGUUCAAACUAUUCGCAACAACAUCAUGGCAUCUACUCUUCUUGCUACAACUGCAAUCACACUCAGUUCACUUAUUGGUAUUUUUGCUAACAGUCCAUGGUUUUCUGAUGACAUGGCUUCCAUACCUUACAGUAGUUCUUCAAUCAAACGCAUUUCUAUCACCAUUUGCUUCCUUGUUGCAUUUCUAUGCAAUGUGCAGUCUAUAAGAUACUAUGCCCAUGUCAGCUUUUUAAUCACUGCACCUACACUAAGAGACAAAAGGGAGUAUAUGGAAUAUAUUGCUAAGACCUUGAAUCGUGGAAGUCAUUCUUGGUCCCUUGGAUUGCGAGCAUUUUACUUUUCAUUUCCACUCUUCCUAUGGAUUUAUGGGCCCAUACCCAUGUUUGCUUGUUGCUGCUUGACUUCAUUUAUUUUGUACUUCUUGGAUACAACAGCUAAAAUCACAAGGGAUCUUCACAGUGACUCAUUCAAGAAGGAGAGAAUAACUCAUGAUGUAGAAUCUGCAGUAGUGGAACCUGAUUAUUAUCCUUUAGCUGGUAGUAAUAAUUUGUCUCCAGACUCAGGCGUGAAUCGUGUAUAACUAAUUAUACAUGUAACAAUUUUGGUGAGCUUUUGUAUGUUUCUAUUGAAAAAGUAUGAACAUGAGCCUUGGGAAGGAUUCAUUUAGAGUACUAGGUAGUAUUUUUUUGUUUCUUGUAUAA
Molecule: messenger RNA, 1003 nt
Organism: Gastrolobium bilobum
Lineage: Eukaryota; Viridiplantae; Streptophyta; Magnoliopsida; Fabales; Fabaceae
Exons: 2
Coding region: 106-882 (258 amino acids)
Source: RefSeq, a predicted model, not a curated record